Molecule: messenger RNA, 1612 nt
Organism: Eruca vesicaria subsp. sativa (arugula)
Lineage: Eukaryota; Viridiplantae; Streptophyta; Magnoliopsida; Brassicales; Brassicaceae
Source: the annotation of a GenBank genome assembly
UCUGUUUCAUUUUAUAUUUAUUAUCAUUAUCUCAGAGAUCUCUCGCCGGGAAAACUCUCCCGGCGAUAACAUCCGGUUGUUAUCCUUUUAACAGAGAAAAUUACAAAGGAAGAGAAGAACUCUAAAUCUACUAAGAUGGAGUCAGAGUUUCAGCAACACCACUUCCUUCUUCACGAUCACCAGCACCAGAGACCACCAAGAACCUCCGGUUUAGUUCGGUACCAGUCAGCUCCUAGCUCGUACUUCUCCAACUUCGGUGAAUCCAUAGAAGAGUUCUUGGAUCGACCGACAAGUCCUGAAACAGAGAGGAUCUUGUCUGGCUUCUUGCAAACCACCGACACAAGCAACAACGUUGAUAGCUUCCUCCACCAUACUUUCUCCGAGACGGAGAAGAAGCCUCCGGAGGUGAAGACAGAGGAGGAGACGACGGAGAUGGAGGUCGUUGUCGGUGGUGGUGAAGUUGAGGUGAGUCAAGAACCUGUCGGGUAUGCUUCGGUCGUGCAGAACUUAGGUCGGAACAAGAGACCACGGGAGAGAGAUGAUCGGACUCCGGCGAAUAAUCUCGCUCGGCAUAACAGCUCACCCGCCGGAUUAUUCUCCUCCAUAGACGUGGAAACAGCAUAUGCAGCUGUAAUGAAAAACAUGGGAGGGUUUGGUGGAGGAGGUAAUGUGAUGAAUACUGAAGCUUCGUCACUUACUCCUAGAAGCAAGCUUCCUCCUCCUUCCAUGAGUACGAUCCCUGAGAUUGAUGAUGUCAAACCUAGUUUCUCCUCGAGGUUGCCUCCUCGAACACUCUCUGGUGGGUUUAAUCGUUCCUUUGGUAAUGAAGGCGCUGCUUCCUCUAAGCUUAUCGCAAGGACACAGUCUGGUGGUCUAGAUCAGUACAAAACCAAGGAUGAAGAUUCAUCAGCUAGUAGACGUCCUCCUUUAGCGCAUCACAUGAGUUUGCCCAAGUCUUUAUCAGACAUUGAACAGUUGCUCUCAGAUUCUAUCCCUUGUAAGAUUAGAGCCAAGCGUGGCUGCGCCACUCAUCCUAGGAGCAUUGCUGAGAGAGUGAGAAGAACAAAGAUUAGUGAAAGAAUGAGGAAGCUGCAAGACCUUGUUCCAAACAUGGACACGCAAACAAACACAGCAGAUAUGUUGGAUCUUGCGGUUCAGUACAUCAAGGACCUCCAAGAACAAGUCAAGGAGCUGGAAGAGGCUCGGGAAAGAUGUAGAUGCUCUUGUGCGUGAAGCUAGAAGCCGAAGUAUGCGCUUGUGGGGUGCCAGGCAGGGAUUUGUGCAUAGAAGCAGUAUCGGUUCGGUCUUUGGUGAGAGUCGAACAUAGCGAAGUAGAGAAGAUAACUUUGGUGGCUGAUGGACAAAAGGGUUUUUGUAAAUUGGAACCUUUUUUUUGGUUGGAGGAAAAGGGAGAAGUAAAGUUCAUGUUAUGGUUCGAACUCCGAAGUUAUUGUAUUUGUUCUUACACCCAAAACAAACACAAAACAUGAGAACGCUGAAGAGAAGUGAUGUACUAGGAUGAGAAGCUUCUUUUUAUUGUAACUCAAUAAUAAUAAUUCAGGGUAAUUAAGUUACUUUCUUUUGUUAGACCAUAGAAACAUCAACAAACGAG